This is a messenger RNA of Xyrauchen texanus (razorback sucker), 5354 nucleotides long. It is a transcript of the gene tnpo2a, whose product is annotated as transportin 2a. Bases 82 to 2751 code for a protein of 889 amino acids. The transcript is spliced from 25 exons. Gene Ontology annotation, cellular component: cytoplasm; nucleus. The record is from RefSeq and is a predicted model, not a curated record. Gene Ontology annotation, biological process: protein import into nucleus. Lineage: Eukaryota; Metazoa; Chordata; Actinopteri; Cypriniformes; Catostomidae. Gene Ontology annotation, molecular function: nuclear import signal receptor activity; small GTPase binding.
GUUUGAAUGUGCCAUUGCGCGAGACUAGCGCGAGCUCCACGCUGCAUGAACUGACCUACAGGCCUCUUUUCGCGGCAUGUGAUGGAGUGGCAGCCAGAUGAACAAAGCCUCCAGCAGGUGCUUCAGCUCCUGAGAGACUCACAGUCUCCGAACACAGCAACACAGAGAGCUGUACAGCAGAAACUAGAGCAGCUGAACCAGUUUCCUGAUUUCAACAACUAUCUCAUCUUCGUCCUGACAAGGCUGAAAACUGAAGAUGAGCCAACUAGAUCUCUCAGUGGUUUGAUACUGAAGAAUAAUGUGAAGGUCCACUAUCAGAACUUCCCACCUACUGUAGCACACUUCAUCAAGCAGGAAUGUUUAAACAACAUUGGAGACCCGUCCCCACUCAUCCGUGCUACUAUCGGCAUCCUUAUCACAACGAUUUCCUCCAAAGGCGAGCUGCAGACAUGGCCGGAGUUACUGCCUCAGCUGUGCAACAUGCUCAACUCUGAGGACUAUAACACCUGUGAGGGUUCAUUUGGAGCUUUGCAGAAGAUCUGUGAGGACUCAUCUGAGCUGUUGGACAGCGAUGCUUUGAAUCGACCCCUCAACAUCAUGAUUCCCAAAUUCCUGCAGUUCUUCAAACACUGCAGCCCCAAGAUCAGAUCUCAUGCUAUUGCCUGUGUGAACCAGUUUAUCGUUGGAAGAGCUCAGGCCCUGAUGGACAACAUUGACCUGUUUAUUGAGAGUCUGUUUGUGCUGGCUGCAGAUGAGGACUCUGAGGUGAGGAAGAAUGUGUGCAGAGCUCUGGUCAUGCUGCUGGAGGUGCGAAUCGACCGGCUCAUCCCACACAUGCAGAGCAUUGUAGAGUACAUGCUGCAGCGCACACAGGACCCGGAUGAGAACGUGGCUCUGGAGGCCUGUGAGUUCUGGCUUACGUUGGCUGAGCAACCAAUCUGUAAGGACGUCCUGUCUGGACACCUUGCACAGUUGGUUCCUGUUCUGGUGAAUGGGAUGAAAUACUCUGAGAUUGACAUCAUUUUGUUAAAGGGUGACAUGGAAGAGGACGAGGCUGUGCCAGACAACGAGCAGGACAUCAAGCCACGCUUUCACAAGUCUCGUACGGUCACCCUUCGUCAUGAGGGAGCUGAGGGGGAGGAAGGAGAGGACAGCGAAGAUGAUGACGACGAUGAUGAUGACAGUCUGUCUGAUUGGAAUUUACGCAAGUGUUCAGCUGCUGCCCUCGAUGUCUUGGCAAAUGUUUUUCGUAACGAUUUGUUGCCUCAUCUGCUUCCACUGCUGAAGGAUCUUCUGUUCCACCCGGACUGGGUCGUGAAGGAAUCUGGCAUUUUGGUGCUGGGAGCCAUUGCUGAAGGCUGUAUGCAGGAUAUGAUGCAGUACCUGCCUGAGUUGGUUCCUCACCUGAUCCAGGGUUUGUGUGAUAAGAAAGCUCUGGUACGCUCCAUCGCCUGCUGGACUCUAAGCCGUUAUGCACACUGGGUGGUCAGCCAGCCUUCUGACUCCUACCUCAAACCCCUGAUGACUGAGCUGCUCAAACGCAUCCUCGACAGCAACAAGAGAGUGCAAGAGGCCGCCUGCAGUGCAUUUGCGACUCUAGAAGAGGAGGCCUGCACAGAACUGGUUCCCUACUUGAGCUUCAUUCUGGACACACUGGUGUUUGCGUUUGGCAAGUACCAGCACAAGAACUUGUUGAUCCUCUAUGAUGCCAUCGGAACGCUUGCGGACUCUGUUGGGCACCACCUUAACCAGCCAGAAUACAUCCAAAAGCUCAUGCCCCCUCUUAUUCAGAAAUGGAAUGAUUUGAAAGACGAAGACAAGGAUCUGUUCCCCUUGUUGGAGUGUCUGUCUUCAGUGGCCACUGCUCUGCAAAGCGGCUUCUUGCCCUACUGUGAACCUGUCUACCAACGCUGUGUCACUUUGGUCCAGAAGAACCUUGCCCAAGCCAUGAUGUAUAAUCAGCAGCCUGACCAAUACGAGGCUCCUGAUAAAGACUUCAUGAUUGUGGCUCUUGAUCUGCUCAGCGGUCUGGCUGAGGGUCUUGGGGGAAAUGUAGAUCAACUGGUCGCCCGCAGCAACAUCAUGACCCUGCUCUUCCAGUGUAUGCAGGACACUAUGCCAGAAGUGAGACAGAGUUCCUUUGCGCUGCUGGGUGACCUGGCUAAGGCCUGCUUCCCUCAUGUCAAGCCCUGCAUCUCUGAAUUUAUGCCUGUCCUGGGACUCAAUCUCAACCCUGAGUUUAUAUCGGUUUGCAACAAUGCCACAUGGGCCAUUGGAGAGAUCGCCAUACAGAUGGGUACUGAGAUGCAGCCAUUUGUGGCCUUGGUUCUCAAUAACCUUGUAGAGAUCAUCAACAGGCCUAAUACACCCAAAACUCUUCUGGAGAACACGGCCAUUACGAUUGGUCGACUGGGCUAUGUGUGUCCACAGGAAGUUGCACCCAUGUUGCCACAAUUUAUUCGUCCUUGGUGCACGUCACUUAGAAACAUUCGAGACAAUGAAGAGAAAGACUCCGCCUUUAGGGGCAUUUGCGUGAUGAUCGGGGUAAAUCCUGGAGGAGUGGUGCAGGACUUCAUCUUUUUCUGUGACGCUGUGGCCUCCUGGGUUACUCCGAAAGAUGAUUUAAGAGACAUGUUUUACAAGAUUCUGCACGGCUUCAAGGAUCAGGUAGGGGAGGAUAACUGGCAGCAGUUCUCAGAACAGUUUCCACCGCAGCUGAAGGAAAGACUUUCUGCCUGUUAUGGCGUGUAGAUUCCACACUUACUGACAUAGGAUGCAACUAUAAGGUCAAAUCUACGGGAGGGUUUCUGGGGAACUCAUCCAUGUCUGUUUGUGGGACCCACCUGCUGUUAGAGGGCAAAAGGCUUGAUGGUUUGUGAUCUGAAUUGGCUCCACUUCCUGUGUCUCUGUGGAUGAGAGUUAAUGUGAAAACAGCCUUUUUAUUGUCUCAGUUUGGCUUCUGACUUGCUCAGAAUGGGAUUUAAACCAGAAGCUCAGGGAUCUGGAUCGGGAGGGAGGGAACGUUUAGGCAUAAUUCACCAGCUGCUUAUUUGAGGAGUGAAUAAAGACACCACAUACUACUACUACUACAACAACAGCCUUAGCAAAGCCUGGCUUCUCAGCUAGAUGCCAAAAGCACACAGAAAAUGCAAUGCUUAAGGCUGGCUAUGCCUGAACAAAAUACUCUGUUAUCUCUUAAAAGGAUAGUUCACCCCAAAAUGGAAAUGGUUUACUCCUGCUCAUCCUGUUUGUUGCUCGAAACAUGCAUAUAUUUUUAUUUCUGUGCAAAGUAAAAUGAGAUGGCUGGCAAAAUGUCUAGGCUGCUUUUUUUCAUACGAGUGGAGUGAAUUAAAUCACAGCUUAUUUUUGCGGAAACAAACAGUGAAGAUCGUGUACAGUUUCUUCUAUGUGAAGCUUUAGAUGACUUUGAAUAUAGUGCACAAAUUAUAGUAGCCACAUUUAUGAUGCUUGUCAGUUUGGGGCUUGCUAACUGUAGUCUCAUCCACUUAAGUUGCAUGGAAAUGAUCAUUUUUGGGUGCACUAUCACUUUAAAAGUGAGACUGGUAAUGAAAUAGUUUUAACCACAUAUGGUGUCAGCCAAUGAUAAAGCAUGUGCUCAUUAUGAUGUAAUAAGGAGAUUAUCUUUAAUUUCACAGGUAUUUACAGUAGUAACCGUAGUACAUUAUGGGUCUUUUUUUCUGUAUUUCCUGCCUGCUUGAUUAGAAAAAACUACAAUUACAUUGAGGUUUUUUCAUUCCGUAAAGAUUAUGCUUUUUUCCAAGUUGAUGAUCACAAUUAUGUUGUAACCAGAUCUAGAAACGCAAUACUGUUUUAAUGAUGGUUAUGUAAUGUUGCAUUAAGCAGGUGCCUAGUUUUGUUUUCUCUGCUGAACUAAAACACAGCAAGAAGGGCAAUGAGAUUUAGUUCAAGUAACAAGUAAUCAUUUUUCGAGUUGUGUUUAAGCAUUAUUCAUUUUCUCAGUUUCACCUGCAAAGAUUGAACUGAAAACACCUGGACCUAGAAUUUACUGUAGAGAAUGAAAGUUUGCCGCCUCCACUUUUAACAUGUAUAAUAGGGAAUUAAUUCAUAGUGAUAAGGCUUAAAGUUAAGUUACAGGUUUUAAUUAUAUGCACUUUCAAAUAUAAGGAAUUAGGUUCCCUACUAAAAGAUGGGAAUUUAUUAGUUAUGAAGGCUGUUUUAGUGAUCAGUAUGAGUGUAUGACUUGUGUAAGGGUAAUCUAAUCAAUUAAGGAUCACAUGGAAGCCAAAGCAAUUUCUUCAAUGGGCUUAAAUUAACACCAAAUCUAGUUUUAGUGUAAAAGAUGGACAGCUAGCCUUUGUUAUAGCAUGUAAUUAAGGUCCUUCACAAUAUGCAGUCAUAUUCUUUAGACCGAUUGUGGGAAAACAUAUAGGUAAUGCAAGUCAGGAGGAAAGUGUUACUGAGACCUAGAUGGAAACUUUUUAAAUGGUAAAAACAAAAACGUAAUUUGUUUUUACUGCAUUUAAUUGGACAUGUUAUUCAAACUGUUUAAAAAAAUGACAAUUGGGCCCCUAUUUUAAAAGCCAGUUUAAGCAAUAUCCAUGUUUGUCUGUACAAGAGGACAGUUGCUCACAACUGCAUCUUAAGGUUUCUUCUCUCAAUAUUAAACACUAGCUCUGACAAUCUAACUUUUCAAUUCUUACGUCUUCGUAAGCUGCUCCACCCUUUGGGGUUUAGUUUUUGUAAAAUAAAGUGUUAGGAAAUAGGCUAUGCAUUUCAAAGGUUUGGAAAAGCAAUUUUCUUUUGAAGUUUAAUGGGGCAGUUUUUAAUCUGAAAUAACCCAAAAUGUAAAAACAUACACAUUAAUGUGAGGUGGGUAAGUUGUUGUCAUAUUUAAAAUCAUGCUGUUAAGUAUUUUGAAUUGGUUAACUGAAAUUGUUAGCAAAAUAGAAAAGUCAAAUUCUGGAUAAUUAGUGCACUGAUGCAUGUACUCCUGUUACUGUAAUGACGAUAUGCUGCCAAGCAGACCUGUUUUGCUUUUAUUUCCUUUGUUUUAUUUAAUGCAUUUUAAGUUUAGUUUUUGUUUUAAAGGUGCUUUUUAAUAUAUUUUGUUUUGUGCUUGCAUGCACAAAUAUUUUUUUUUAGACUUUAAAAGUUUUUUUUCUUUUAUUUUCUUUUUGUUUAAAGAAUUUUGUUUUAUUCCGACAGUUUAACCAUUUGGAAUGGAGAAAUGCAUUAGCUUAUGAUUUUUAGAAAGUCUGCUGAAGCAUUAUGAUUUGUGUUUUUCCUUCCCACUCCUCAAAUUGGUUGUUGACUUGUUUUUCCACUAAUCACCUGUUUAAAUUCUUUGAAUGGGGAAAUAAAUGUUUUCUGUC